UAUAUAUAGUGCUUCAUGAUCAUUAUUGAGAUGAUGAAUGGAAGAAGAAUAAUAACGAUAAUGGAUCUAAAUCUAUUAUCAUAUGUGAGGAGAAAAUUACUACCAUAUAACAUAGAUGAUGCUACGUUUUUUAUUAUAUCUACCUUCAUAAUCAUCAUACUAGUACUACUAUUUUUUUUUCAUAAACUCAAAAUUAGAAGAACCAAAUUGAAGCUACCACCAUGUCCACCAAAACUCCCUUUCAUUGGAAAUUACCAUCAACUAGGAACACUUCCUCACCGCACUUUCCAAUCUCUAUCAAAAACCUAUGGCCCUUUAAUUUUACUCUACCUAGGCCACCUUCGAGUUUUGGUAGUUUCGUCGGCCGAAUUGGCGAAAGAAGUCAUGGAAACAAACGAUGUGGUUUUCGCUAGCCGGCCGCACCACACGGCCACGAGGGUCUUGCUAUAUGGUUGCAAGGACAUCGCAUUCGAGUCCUACGGCGAAGCAUGGAGACAGAAAAGAAAGAUUUGUGUUCUUGAGUUGCUUAGCGCGAAAAAGGUUCAAUUACUCCAAUAUAUAAAAGAAGAGGAGGUUACAAUAUUGAUUAAUAAAUUACGUGAAUCUUGCAUGAAUGUUAAUAAUAGUAGUUAUGGUAAUUCUACUACUAAUUAUGUAAACCUUAGUGAGAUGAUAAUUACAACAACAAACAACAUUGUAAGUAGGUGUAUAUUUGGGAGGAAGUACUAUGAUCUAAGUGGAAGAGUUAAAAGGUAUAGGGACACUUUUGAAGUGUUGGAUGCUUUCUUUGAUCAUGUAAUUGAGGAGCAUAAGAUGGCAAGCAAAGAGGAUGAUCAUAAUAAUAAUAAGAAGAAAGAUUUUGUGGACACUCUUCUUCAACAUCAAAAGGCUAUUAUGGUUGACUUUGAGCUUGGUGAUGAUGAUGUUAAGGCACUCAUAAUGGACAUGUUUUUGGGAGGGAGUGACACAACUUCAUCAACACUAGAAUGGGCUUUCACAGAGCUAAUGAGAAGCCCAAUGAAAAUGAAAAAGGCCCAAGAUGAGGUAAGAAGAGUUAUUGGCAACAAAUCAAAAUUAGAAGAAAAUGAUAUUAAUCAAAUGAAUUACUUAAAAUGUGUCAUCAAAGAAACCCUAAGAUUACAUCCAGCUGCUCCUCUUUUGACUCCAAGAGAAACAACACGUAAAACCAAACUCCAAGGCUAUGAUAUUCCUCAAAAAACAAUGGUUUAUGUUAAUGUAUGGGCAAUUCAAAGAGAUCCUCAAAUUUGGCAAGAACCUGAUGAGUUUAUACCUGAAAGAUUUGAAGACAAUGAGGUUAAUUUCAAUGGUAAAUGCUUUCAAUUUUUACCAUUUGGUUCUGGAAGAAGAAAAUGCCCUGGAAUGACAUUUGGAAUUACUUCAGUUGAAUAUGUUCUUGCUAAUCUUUUAUGUUGGUUUGAUUGGAAGAUACCAAAUCAAAGUGGUGUACCUGGUCAUGCCCUAGAUAUGUCUGAGACCUUUGGCCUCACCGUCAACAGAAAAGUUCCACUUUAUCUUCAGCCGAUAAUGCCGAGUUGCGACUUCUAAAGUCGAAAUACUUGCAUGUUCUUAAAGUAUAUUUUGUGAGUUUUUUGUAAAUUAGGUUAAAAAAUGUAUGUUACUCUGAUAUUUUUGUUU
This is a messenger RNA of Arachis ipaensis, 1656 nucleotides long. Its product is annotated as phenylacetaldehyde oxime monooxygenase CYP71AN24. Gene Ontology annotation, molecular function: heme binding; oxidoreductase activity, acting on paired donors, with incorporation or reduction of molecular oxygen; monooxygenase activity. NCBI's taxonomy places the organism in Eukaryota, Viridiplantae, Streptophyta, Magnoliopsida, Fabales, Fabaceae. The record is from RefSeq and is a predicted model, not a curated record.